CGUCGCGAUGAGCACGUCGACGAUUCAAUCCCUGGCGACGCAAAUCCAGGAAUGCGGCAACUGCAGGGACCUCGCGGCCGCCCGGCGCCUCCACGCCCGCGUCGUCGACAGCAGCGAUCACGCCCGCAAUCGCUACAUCGCCAAUCUCCUCAUCCAGAUGUAUGGCAAAUGCGGCAGCCCUGGCGAGGCCCGCGGCGUCUUCGAUCGCAUCCCCCCACACGCCCGCAACGAUUUCUCGUGGAACAUCAUCAUUGCGGCGUAUGCCCAGAAUGGGCAUCUGCGGGAAGCGCAGGAUGUUUUCGAUUUGAUGCCCAGCCGCAAUCUCGUCUCGUGCAACUCGAUGAUACAAGCGCUGGCUAAACACGGGCAUCUGGAUCAGGCGAAAAGAGUGUUUGAAGGAACGCCGCAGCACGACGUUGUGUCGUGGACAACGUUACUCGCAGCAUUCGCCCAAACCGGGCACCUGCUGUUAACUAGGAACAUCUUCGACCAAAUGCCGGAAAAAAACAUCUUUUCGUGGACGACGCUUGUGCAGUGCUAUGCGGCAUCCGGAAACGUUGACGAAGCCAAAGCCGUGUUUGAUCAAAUGCCGAUGUUGGAUGUUAUGACUUGGAACGCUUUGAUCUACGCAAAUGCCAAGAAUGGGGAUCUUUACUCCGUGAAGAACAUCUUUGCUUCUAUGCCGGAGUGGAGCGUCGUGUCGUGGACGUCGAUGAUCACCGCUCUGGGCGAGUCGGGGCUGAUCAGUGACGCUCUCUCGAUCUUUCUCUCGAUGGAGGAGAGGAAUCUCGUCUCGUGGAACGCGAUGCUCCAUGCUUGCGCUAGGAACGGCGAUCUCGCCACCGCGAAGGCGCUCUUCGAUCGAAUGCCCGAGCACGACAUCGCGUGCUGGACCGCUCUCAUCCAGGCCUACGUCCAGAGCGCUCGUCCCGAGGACGCUAAGAUCGCGUUUGAUUGUAUGCCCGCCAGCGACAUCGCGGCGUGGAACUUGAUCCUCGCGGCGUACGCCCAUCGCGGGCGAGUUGAGGAGGCCGAGAGGAUCUUUGCUGCCAUGCCCGAGAGGAGCGUGGUCUCGUGGAACAACGUCCUCCAGGCGUGCGUCGCGCGGGGAGAUCUCGAGCGCGCGCGGGAGAUCUUCGGCGCGAUGCCCGAGAGGAAUGUGGUGUCGUGGACCGCGAUGAUCCAGGCGAGAGCACAGGCCGGGGAGAUGGAUCGCGCGAGGGAGCUGUUUGAUCGGAUGCUGGAGUGGGAUGCGGUGGUGUGGAAUGUGAUGAUCGCGGGGUAUACCGAGGCUGGCGAGAUCGAUCGCGCGAGGGAGAUGUUUGAGGAUCUUCCCGAGAAGAGCCAGGUCUCGUGGAACACGAUGAUGGGCGCGUACGCGCGAGUGGGCGAUCUGGAAUCCGCGAGGGGCUUGUUCGAGCGAUUGCCCUGCCGAUCGAUCGACGCGUGCAAUGUGAUGAUCACGGCCUACGCCGAGAGGGGCGAGCUGGAGGAAUCAAAAGCUCUGUUUGAUUCCAUGGAAGAGCUCAAUGCCGUGAGCUGGACAGCGAUGGUCACGGCCUACGCGCGCUUUGGGCACCAGGAUCUAGCCAGGAUCACGUUUGAGCGCAUGGCGGCGCAAAGAACAGCGAGUGGGUCACGCCAUUUCCUGGAUGCGAUCCCGGAGCAAGACGUGGUUUCAUGCAAUGCAAUGAUCAGCGCGUUUCUCCAGGGAAUGGAGCUGAUCCAAGCGAAGAUGCUGUUCGAUCGGAUGAGCCGGAGAGACGUGAUCUCAUGGAACGCCAUCGUCGCUGGAUUUGCCCGGAAUGGGCAUUUGCUCUACGCAAAGAGACUGUUCGAUGCAAUGCCGGAGAAGAACGUGGUUUCGUGGAGCUCUUUGCUUGCAGCGUACGCGCAACUCGGCAAUCACAGCGAUGGCGUCGCAUUCUACUCGCAGCUGCUCGCGAGCGGAGUAGAGCCCAACGAAAUCUGCGUCGUGAGCCUCCUCGCCGUGUGCGCGCACGCCGGGAACUUGGAGAAAGGCUUGAAACUCUUCGUACGGAUGACCCAGGAUCAUACGGAAGUGUCUGCCACCAAAGAACACUAUGCGAUCGCUGUGGACAUUCUUGGACGAGCUGGGCAGCUGGAGGUCGCGGAAGAGAUCGUGAAUUCCAUGCCUUUGGGGGGACCCGACGACACCGUGUGGGGAUCACUCCUCUCGGCCAGCCGGUUUCAUGUGAAAAAUCCCGGCUUUGGCGCACGCGCUGCGAAAGAAGUGAUGAAGAGCUCUCCGCGAGAUUCCUCGGCUUAUAUCCUGCUCGCUACUGCUCGCUCGAUCGCGCAAACUUAGAUCUUCUGGUCCGAUGAUCAAUGACAAGCGUUGGACACUCCCGUCAAACACUCCAGGGGCCACUCCACUGCCAGGAAUUGGAUUGUUGAGUGUGACUUCCACUCACGCGCUCAAAGUGGACGCACCAUGAUGCAUUGCUGUGCUGCUACCACUGCUUAUAUCUUUCGUGGUGACAAUGCUGGAGUGGAGUGGAGUGGAGUGAGUGCUGGGCAAUCAUCGGUUUAUCCGGCAUGAAGUCCAUGAGCUUUUGCUUCGUCGUCGUCGUGUUUCUUGCGCUCGCGGAGAUCUCACGCUGCGAGCUGAGGCUGGGUUUUUAUGCCGACUCGUGCCCCGAGGCCGAGUCCGUCGUCCAGUUCACGGUGGCUCAGGCAGUCGCGACUAAUCCUGGAAUCGCUGCUGGGCUUCUACGUCUUCACUUCCACGAUUGCUUUGUCCGGGGAUGCGAUGGCUCGGUUCUCGUCGAUUCUACCGGGAACAACAAGGCCG
This is a messenger RNA of Selaginella moellendorffii, 2815 nucleotides long. Its product is annotated as pentatricopeptide repeat-containing protein At4g02750-like. The coding region runs from base 8 to 2329 and encodes 773 amino acids. Gene Ontology annotation, molecular function: protein binding. The transcript has 2 exons. NCBI's taxonomy places the organism in Eukaryota, Viridiplantae, Streptophyta, Lycopodiopsida, Selaginellales, Selaginellaceae. The record is from RefSeq and is a predicted model, not a curated record.